AGAGAAGCCCUUGAGAGCAAGAAUAUAUAUAUAUAUAUAUAAAGAAAGGAGGCAAUAACUCAUAUCCACCGUCUCUUCCUGCUUCCUCAACUCACAUGCUCUCUCAUCUCUUGAGUACGUCAACACUCAAACUCAUGGAGUUCACACACUUGCCUAACCUAAUAACCUAACCUAAGCCCUUAGCUAGUACUAUUUCUAUUGUUGCCUGUAGUCCAGUUCAUACUUGAAGCACUUUGGAGCUACCUACCGAGCGAGUAGCUAAGCUGAUCGAGCUAUGAUGCGCAACCUGGCAAGCUCUGGUUCCAGUCGGGGCAUCGCGGCCAUUGUGGGCGUUGGACCGAAUCUAGGCCGGUCCAUCGCUCGGAAGUUCGCCCAUGAAGGCUACACGGUGGCCAUCCUUGCCCGUGAUCUUGACAGACUGUCGAAAUUUGCCGAUGAGAUUGCAAGGGAGGAGAAAUCUCAAGUGUUUGCCAUAAGAAUCGACUGCUCCGAGUCUCGGAGCGUGAGGGAGGCCUUUGAGGGUGUUCUUUCCCUUGGUUUUGUGGAGGUACUGGUCUACAAUGCUUACCAGCCGGUUUCUUGGAAACCCACAAAGUUCACCGACAUUCGGAUUGACUCCUUGGAGAAGUCCCUCGCCGUCUCUUCUGUCGGAGCCUUUCACUGUGCUCAACAGGUUCUUCCUGGUAUGGUUGAAAGGGGAAGGGGUACGAUUUUGUUCACCGGAUGCUCAGCUUCACUUAAAGGCAUUGCUGGCUACUCUGAACUAUGCUGUGGGAAAUUUGCACUGAGAGCUCUAUCACAAUGUUUGUCCAUGGAGUUCCAACCUUACGGUGUACACAUUGCGCAUGUUAUUGUUGACGGGGUCAUGGGACCGCCUAGGGGUGGCUCAUCAUCGAGUUCACAGAGAAUUGCCGGAGUAGGAGUCAGCGAUGGAUCAAUGGACCCAGACGCGGUGGCUCAAACCUAUUGGCACUUGCACAUUCAAGACCGGAGUGCUUGGACCCAAGAAAUCGACCUCCGUCCUUCAAUCCCUUCCAGAUUUUGCUAGUCCUUCAAUCAUUCAAAGUCUCCUUGAAUCCAUAAAAGGUCCCCGAAUGCUUAAGAUUGCGUAAUUCACAUAAUCAUUGGUUCAUUAUUAUCCCUUCCCCAAGUGCUUUCAUUGUAUCAUUGUUAAAGACAACUAUGGCCUAUAGCGUCAUUCCAGUGCUCGCCUCCAAUCCUCAUCAAUGCCACCCAUCUUGUCCCCAUUAGCUCAUAAAUGUAUGAAAUUUCUUGCAUACAUACAAAUAGUGUUAAUGUAUACAACGUUCCUUAUCACUGAUCACGUCAUCGACGAGUCAGUGAAGAGGAGCAAUAAGGAAAAAUGCACUUGGUUUUACACGUCACCUGUCAAGAGUUUAAGACUACCACGACUUUAUCCAGAGAGGACCCUCCAAGUAAUCAGUAGUUCAGUACAGUAUGAAGUUUGCUGGCUCCGGUCACAAUCAACCUCCUCAAGUGGUCAAGGCGUGGGGCUAGAAUUUCACGCAUCUUGUUUAUUUUACUGACUCUUAUGGAGGUGGUGGUGGUUGCACCAUGUACAAAAGUGUGAUUUGUUGUAAUGGUUAUGUUUAAGACAGUACGAUUCAAAAUACUUCAUAGUAUACAUUGUUAUUAA
Messenger RNA from Rosa chinensis, 1657 nucleotides. Its product is annotated as 3-ketodihydrosphingosine reductase. The transcript is spliced from 3 exons. The record is from RefSeq and is a predicted model, not a curated record. Bases 275 to 1048 code for a protein of 257 amino acids. NCBI's taxonomy places the organism in Eukaryota, Viridiplantae, Streptophyta, Magnoliopsida, Rosales, Rosaceae.